AUGGCAGUGAUGCCAACGUAUGCGAAGAGCGCCGCGAUCAACCGAGUGGCGCUGAGAGAUUUGCUCAUGGAACCGGUCAAGAAGGCUGGAAGGAUAAAGUACGAGAAGGCGUUCGAGCGAUACAGCGUCAUCCAAGAUGACCACAGCCAUGAGAAGGUGCGAGUCCACUUCAAAGAUGGGACAAGCGAUGUCUGCGAUAUUCUCAUCGGGGCCGACGGCAGAGGCUCGAAGACCAACGCCCAGCUCGGCGCAAGAAACCUUGUAACUAUGAACACGCACUUCAGCUUCGUCUCGAAAGGCAAUUUACAGCCCGACCGACUCAAGCAGCUUCCACAACGACUGCUGCAGGGCCUUGUUGUCGUUUUCAAAGGGCAAUUUAAGCUUGUCCUACGCACUGUACCUACUUCGCAGCGACGGUCCCGACGUCAACGACCCCAGCCGAGAAGGGAAACGUGA
Molecule: messenger RNA, 456 nt
Organism: Macroventuria anomochaeta
Lineage: Eukaryota; Fungi; Ascomycota; Dothideomycetes; Pleosporales; Didymellaceae
Exons: 1
Coding region: 1-456 (151 amino acids)
Source: RefSeq, a predicted model, not a curated record